CGCCCACUCCGCCUCGGGCGCGCUCACCGGGCCGGGUGGGGGGCGCGGGCUAGUCCCCGCCCCGCUGCGGGGGCCGCAUCGAACAGGGGACACUGGACUGAGAAGGGACUUCCCCUGGGGAGGCGUGGGACGGAACGGAAAAGGAGGAUGGCCGGGGGAUGGGGACAUCCAGGUGGCCCCAGUCCCGCGGGAUCCCGAACGGGGUGCGGUGCCGAGAGGAUUCGGCCCUGCGGUCGCGGCGGCUUCUGGAGGUGAAGGGACAGGGGAUGCAGGUGGACCUUUCUGUGAGCCCCCGCGGGAGCUGCAGGGUCCCACCCCGCACCCCUGUGGGACAGCGACAUUUCCCGUGCCCCAGAUGUUCAGAGGAAGUCAGGGCAGACAAACUCCAAAAGCAGCCCCGUGGAAACGUUUGGGUCCAGCCUGCCCGGCAGAAUCGCUGAUCUUGAGAGAGACCUCUUUUCUCAGACUGCUCUUCGUAAAAACAACCGAGAUACCCCAGAAGGUUCAGCCAGGAGAGCAUCCUUUGGAGCCUGUGCGCCUGACAGAAAUGUCGGCUCCAUCUUGGCCCCCCUUACCUCCUCCCUGAGCCUGGAGCUGGGGACCAGACUCAGCUCCACCCGCUGAGGCAAACUGGCACGAGCCUGGCCCCCACCAUGAGUGCUGAGCUCAACGUGCCUGUGGACCCCUCCACCCCUGCCUGCCCGGAGCCUGGCCACAAGGGCAUGGAUUACCGCGACUGGGUUCGCCGCAGCUACCUGGAACUGGUCACCUCCAACCACCAUUCGGUGCAGGCCCUGUCCUGGAGGAAGCUCUACCUGAGCAGGGCCAAGCUGAAGGCCUCCAGCAGGACCUCGGCCCUUCUCUCGGGCUUCGCCAUGGUGGCCAUGGUGGAGGUGCAGCUGGAGACACAGUACCAGUACCCUCGGCCGCUGCUCAUUGCCUUCAGCGCCUGCACCACGGUGCUGGUGGCCGUGCACCUGUUCGCGCUGCUCAUCAGCACGUGCAUCCUGCCCAAUGUGGAGGCCGUGAGCAACAUCCACAACCUCAACUCCAUCAGCGAGUCGCCGCACGAGCGCAUGCACCCCUACAUCGAGCUGGCCUGGGGCUUCUCCACCGUGCUGGGCAUCCUGCUCUUCCUGGCCGAGGUGGUGCUGCUUUGCUGGAUCAAGUUCCUCCCCGUGGACGCCAGGCGCCAGCCUGGUCCUGCGCCAGGUCCCGGUAGCCACACGGGCUGGCAGGCUGCCCUGGUGUCCACCAUCAUCAUGGUGCCCGUGGGCCUGAUCUUCGUGGUCUUCACCAUCCACUUCUACCGCUCGCUGGUGCGUCACAAGACGGAGCGCCACAACCGGGAGAUCGAGGAGCUGCACAAGCUCAAGGUGCAGCUGGACGGCCAGGAGCGCAGCCUGCAGGCCGUGUAGGGCUGGGCGGCCUCCUCGAUGGCACCACUGGCCCUUCUGAGCGACGCCGCAGGGCUCCCAGGCUGCCAGGCCACUGCCAGGUAGACCGCAGCUGCCAUCUGACUCCUGUCUUCGUGCCACAGUAACCCGGAAGCUGCGGUCGGUCUCUCAGAACGCGGCACUCGGAGACACAGGAGGCCUGCGUGCCAGGAGGAAAGGCCCUGGGGAUUUCCAGGGCCGGGGAAGCCCGAGUGUCCCGGCACAGGCUCUGCGGCAUCGGUCAUCAGGGAGAAUCUGAGAACCUGUAGCCAGCAGGGUCAGGGCCGUGGGUUCGGAGGAGGGACCCCUGGAGGGCAGAGGUGGACCUUGUGACUACCUGCCAGGUGCAUAGCCCCCGUGGUUGGACAGGGCUGGCCACCGAUGGGGUACUGGAUAAUGCUUGACUUGGUGCUUCCCUCCUGGCCCUGGAGGGAGUGGCCUGGGGUGGCCUGGCGUGGGGGGUGUUGUGGCACUGGCACUGGGUGUCGGAGCUGCCAGGGCAGGGGCCUGUUGGGAGGGAGAGUGGGCAUCCUGCACGACGCCCUGCUAAGGAGGCCAAGUUCUCUGGGUUCUCCAAGGCGCGAGGCUCGAUGCUCUGCCAGCAGCCUGGAGCGUGGCCACCAGGUGGGGAAAGGGCCCCCAGUCCAGAGGCGCCACCUCUUGACAAGAGGGCCUGAGCCUGUCAGCAGCUGCUUUAGGCUGCGUUAGCAGCAGGUUGGGGUACAGACUUGGGCACUGAAGCCAUCCUGCCCCCUGCUGCCUGUGGCCCCAAGGGCUGAGAGGACAUAGCCUGGGGGUGUCAACAGGGCCACUGACCCAGCCUGGCCUGUGACGACGAAGUGCAGGCCUCCUUGUUAGGACACUUGUUAAACCACUGUGGGGAAGACAGGGCCUCAGUGGGCCCCUGCCAGGCCUGCCAGGCCUUGGCAGAUGCAGAUUCCCUCCCUGGUGACACGCUGCAACGUGGGGUCGGUGUCCUCGGGCACCUGGUAGAUCCCUGCCCUCGCAGUUGGCGUGCCCAUCAGUGCUACAGCAUGAGCCUACAUGGGUGUGCGCAGCACCUGAGCUGCUCCGAAACCAUGUUUACCCCUGCCCAGCAGCGGCCUGGAGAGGGUGCCUUGUCCUCGGUUCUGUAUAUAAAUGUCACUGGGCUUCUU
Sciurus carolinensis (gray squirrel) is the source of this 2593-nucleotide messenger RNA. It is a transcript of the gene Orai2, whose product is annotated as ORAI calcium release-activated calcium modulator 2. The record is from RefSeq and is a predicted model, not a curated record. Gene Ontology annotation, cellular component: membrane. NCBI's taxonomy places the organism in Eukaryota, Metazoa, Chordata, Mammalia, Rodentia, Sciuridae. Bases 654 to 1418 code for a protein of 254 amino acids. Gene Ontology annotation, biological process: store-operated calcium entry. Gene Ontology annotation, molecular function: store-operated calcium channel activity. The transcript has 3 exons.